Messenger RNA from Triticum turgidum subsp. durum (durum wheat), 585 nucleotides. Lineage: Eukaryota; Viridiplantae; Streptophyta; Magnoliopsida; Poales; Poaceae. The record is from the annotation of a GenBank genome assembly.
AUGGGAGGGUCGCGGCGCAAGUUCAAGCGAACCCGCACCAAGGUGCGCGUGGGGUUGCCGCGCAAGAAGCCGCGCGAGUUCAAGCCGGCCUUCGACCUGCCCGAGGCGCUCGCCGCCGCCGCCGCCGCAGAGGCCGGCGGCCACGUGCCGAGCUGGGACGCGGAGGGCAGCGUCGUGAAGAACUACUCCGCUUUCGGGGUCGUCGCCAACCCCAACCUGCUCGGCGCCCACUCCCGCGGCACGCGAGGCCUCGUCCAGAGCGCCUCGCUGCAGGCGCCCGACGUCGACGCCUUGCGGGCCCCCGUCGACGAGUUCGGCCCCGUCGACACCGGCAGUGACCUCGAGUGCGACGAUCUAAAAUCUGCACUUGGGAAGAAAAGGAGGGAUGGCAAAUCUGCACCUUUGGAGCCACUGACUAAAAUUCAACGACUAUGUAUUGGCAGAUUAAUAGAGAAGUAUGGUGACAACUACAAGGCCAUGUUCAUGGAUACCAAACUGAACUCAAUGCAGCACUCAGUGGGUACAUUAAAAAAGCUCUGUGAAAGAUACCAUGUUGGUGGCAAGACCAUCCUCUAUCCGAUGUAG